CUCAGACAGCUACAAUUUCUGAUGAUCAAAUUAAUACAAGACAAAAAUUUAAAAGAAUUAUAAGCAAAGAUAGUGCAGACUUAAAAACAAACAAUUCCAGGAAAAGGAAAAGUGAAAGUAUCCCUGCUGAUAGUGCAUCAAACUCUAAAAAGGACAAGAUUCAGAACAUUGCUGUUUCUGAUGUUGGUAAUGUAAAGUCUACACGAUCUUCUAGAUUGACCAGAAGUAGGUCAGAAAAACAAGUUUCUGAAAAUGGAGAUACUUUAUCUGUGAAUAAACAAUCAGAAAAUUCAAUAUCUGACAAAGAAAGUGCAAGUUUGUUGUCUUCAUCUGAAGUUCAGAGCAUGAUCAAAAAUUGUAAUGUUUCUUUAGAUACGACAACUGUUGGAAAGUAUGUCUCACCUUCACCUAAUAAUAGAAAAUCAAAAAGCAAAAAGACACUGAAUAAUAGUACUAGUGAAUUAUCUAAUCAAGAAAAUUCUUUAACAGUGAGUGAUACAUGUGUGGUUAAAGGCAGUACAUCUGCAAAAGAAACUCUUAAUGAGCCCCACACAAGGUCUAGAUCAAAAAGAAACGUCCCUCCAAGUCCUGUGUCAUCAACAUUCAACAAAAGGAAAAAAGAUGAAUCACCUGUCAUACCUUCUGAGCAAAGUAGAAACAGUCAACGCAUAGUAAAAAAUAGCACUGCUUCCAAAAAAGCAUCCACAAAGGUUGAAAAUGUGCAAAAUAAAAAUGUGAAAGAAGAAAAUGUAUCUGAAAAAUUGAGUACAACUGGAAAAAGAGUUACAAGUCCAGUAGUGAAUGGAAACAGAAGUUUGCAACAACCUGCCAGUUCAGUGACAAGAAGUAAAACACAAAUUCCCAAAGAAUCUUUGAGGGUCACUAGACGAAGCGAGGUAAAAACAAGUGCAAAACGAAGAUGAUUUUAAGCGAAAACUUCUUUAGAGACAAUUGUUACUCUGUAAUGGUGGAAUUGAACUUCACUUGUGUCAUUAGAAAUGUCAUUAUCUUCAAAAACUGUUCAUUUUACUUCAAAAAUGAGAA
Molecule: messenger RNA, 1044 nt
Organism: Uloborus diversus
Lineage: Eukaryota; Metazoa; Arthropoda; Arachnida; Araneae; Uloboridae
Exons: 4
Coding region: 345-923 (192 amino acids)
Source: RefSeq, a predicted model, not a curated record